Molecule: messenger RNA, 723 nt
Organism: Aspergillus oryzae RIB40
Lineage: Eukaryota; Fungi; Ascomycota; Eurotiomycetes; Eurotiales; Aspergillaceae
Product: putative MFS transporter
Exons: 1
Coding region: 1-723 (240 amino acids)
Cellular component (GO): membrane
Molecular function (GO): transmembrane transporter activity
Source: RefSeq, a predicted model, not a curated record
AUGCAUAAUCGUCAGGCGUUGAGCUUGAAAAUGCUUUGGCAGAGUCUCAAGGACUAUGAUCUGUGGCCAGUCUACAUCAUCGGUAUCCUGUUCGAGAUUCCUACCUCGCCACCAAAGACAUAUCUCAGCUUGUCGCUGAAGGCUAUCGGGUUCAGCACCUUCCAAACUACUUUACUGGGCAUUCCGGUUACCGUUUUCGCAGCAAUCAACCUGCUGAUCAUCACCGAGUUGUCAGAACGGUUCAAACAGAUCUCCAUCUUCGGAAUCCUGACCCAACUCUGGUCUCUUCCUCUCCUGAUUGUUCUGUACACCUCGGCUAGUACGCUAUCCCACUGGGGGCUCUAUGCGGUUACCUUUGUUCUGCUUGGCUGGCCGUCCAUCCACGCUGCACAAGUCGGAUGGUGUUCCCGACUGAGCAAUGCGGUGCGAACGAGGGCUGUCAGCGCGGCUCUCUAUAACAUUACCAUUCAGCUUUCCGGGAUUGCGUCCUCCAAUAUUUACCGCGAGGAUGACAAGCCAUACUACCACCGGGGAAACUCGCAGCUGAUUGCCAUCAACGUAGCGACUAUUGUGGCGUACGUGUUGGCAAAGCUCUACUAUGUGGGGAGAAACAAGUGGAAACGCGCAAAAUGGGAUGCAAUGACGACAGAGGAGAAGGCCCACUAUCUUGGGACGACUAGUGAUCAAGGUAAUAAGAGGCUGGAUUUUCUGUUUGAUAGUUAG